GAUAACACUUGAAGGAUAUAAUGGCGAAUUGAAGUCAGGAAAAUCCAUUUCACAGGAACAAUUGAUUCCACGGGAGUAAUGGUAUUACGAUAUUUGGAAAGUGUCAAUAGUUGUUUGGGAUAAUGUGAAAUACAUAUUUGCUAGUUUCUGAUGCUAUUUUAUGGUAAAUACAUUAACGAAGAAUUAGCAUUUUGACAAUGUGUUAGGUUUUUUUUUGACAAAUUCGUACCUGCUGUUAUAUGAUGCACCAUGUACAAUUAAAACAAAUACUGCUUGUGUGAACAUAUUUAACUUUAAUCUGUUAUUCUUUAACUUUAAAGAAGCGUAUCUACUCAACAGAAAUAUUCACAUAAAUGAAGAUACAUUGUGUUGACGCACUCAAUGAAAAUAGCAUCAUUAAUCACAAGAAGAUGUUGCAUCAAACGUUCACACUGGCUUUUGGUAACUGUUCUCUGCUAAAUGACUGAAGAAAGUUCGAAAGAAAGUGUUGUGGUGUAUCAUGCGUUAGGAAGCACGGAAAUACGGGCUGUGUAAAUUAUAAUGGAAAAAUAAUAAAACGCUCAUGUAAUUCGAAUAAGAGACAACAACAGUAAUGAACAGAACGUUGAUGUUUGGGACAGCAAUUAUGAAAUGAGGGUUGCUGUAUUAUACUAGCACUUUUUAAACCCUCGAAUAUGAAUUUUGAUUGUGAGAUUACUAUUCUUUUAGAAAACAUUCAAAUCAAGGUGAUAAGGAAGGUGAAAAUUUAGGUGAUAUUUUUGUUUCCUGAACAUUUCGUGAACGCACAAAUCAAAAGUUAAUGAAAUCAACGCGUUGAGAAACAAUUCAUCAAACCGAAAAUUGCAAUGAAUUAGGCAACUGACUUUAUCCGACACUAAAAAUAGCAGGACCAUGUGUCUGAAGUUCUAAUCUGGUUACAAAGAAGUUAGAGUAUUGGAUUAAUAUUAAUUUUAAUAAGUUAAAUUAAAAAACAUCAUUUAAGUUGACAGGGUUCCAUACAACAACCCAUUCGCGAUGAAGGCGGGCAAUGUGGUACAAAAUUUCUCGCUGUCCUUGUGUUCUCGGCUGUGUGAUGUAACGUGCCCCGUGUCUUUGGCAGGGGACGCAGUGGUGGGCACUCUACACUUGGACGUUCUGCAACAUUUUCCUCUAACAUGUAUAGCGAUCACGGUGAAAGGGCGUGGCUAUGUGCACUGGACGGACCAGCAGCUGCGAGGCCCGGGUCAGCCGCGGUUCAAGGACACACACCACCAUACCGCCAGCGAGGACUACUUCGAACGCACCCUCGUGCUGUGUGGGGACACGGCUAAUAUCGGCACAGAGGAGCGCUGUGUGUUGCCGGCCGGCCGCUACUCCUACCCAUUCCAGUGUCAACUUCCGGCUCGUCUUCCUUGCUCCUUCGAGGGCGAAUAUGGCAAUGUCCGGUACUGGGUGAAGGCGACAAUAGAAAAAGGGAGGAAAAUCCUGCACAAGACGAAAGUCCCCUUUAACGUAUUGUCGCCCCUUGAUUUAAACGUUGUUCCGGAUUCCAAUGUGCACGUCCAAGAGUCCACCGAGAAAUCCCUAUGUUGCUGGUGUUGUCUCUCUGGAGAAAUCAGUGUCUCGCUCUCCAUUCCAAAACGAGGUUUCGUACCGGGCGAACCAAUCAGAUUUCAGGCCGACAUUUCAAAUUUUUCAUCUCGUCGAAUGAACUGCUGUUCGGUAGAACUCAAAAUGACGACGUUGUUCCGGACGGACCUGGAUUGUCGCAGCACCACUCAGCAGGUCUGCAAGGUGAAGCGGAAGCAGAAGAUUGGGCGGGGUGAGGAGGUCACGUGGUUCUGCGAGGACCUCGUGGUCCCGCCCCUACCGCCCAGCUGUCUGAUUGGUUGCAGCAUCAUCAGCAUUAAGUACACAUUGGAGCUUCGUGUUGAUCCAGUGGGCCCAGCCUUUGACGUGAGUCUUCCCAUCGAGGUCAUCAUCGGGACAAUCCCUCACAAAAUCCACCGCAUUGAGCCCCACUACGCUAACGCUGCUGUACAGAAGGCGGGACCUUUAAACGGCAGCGCGCAUGCACACAGACCGCAAGCUCAAGUUUCGCCCCUUGCACAGGUUCAGCCAAUAGGGGUCCCUGUACUACCAUCGCAGGACGGCCAUAUGGUGUUGUUAAAUCAGACCUUGGCGCAACGGUCUCAAUCAGGGGCAUCGGGGUCGGAUAGGGGCUCCGAUAGGGGUCAGGGUCAAAAUAGACCCCCGUCCCGGGCCUCGAAUGCCCCGUCCACCACGUCAUCGACGUCCGUCCAAUCAAAACGAAUAUCUGUGAUUUUUGUCGAGUCCAUAAGCAAAGGCUUUCGACGACCCGUUACGGAUGAACAUGACAGCCGCGAUGUGAAGUAUGCGCCUGUGUAUCCGUACUACAAAUGGAGAUAGUGUACAGCGGAUUGCGUAAAACUGGGGAAUGACAUUCAACACACUUCUGUAGUUUCUGAGAAGGGCACCGGUUCUUUGUGUUACAGCAGUGUAUCAUGAAAUGCAACUAGUUGGGUGUCUUGUAUGUUACGGUCAUCGAUGGUAAUUGAUGUGUACGAUAAGUAUAGUAUUGUUUAUGCAUAACAUUUAUCUUGUUCAAAUGCUAUACUUUUGAAUCUCUGUACAAUCGACUAUUAAAAUCUCAGAUCUA
Molecule: messenger RNA, 2659 nt
Organism: Dreissena polymorpha
Lineage: Eukaryota; Metazoa; Mollusca; Bivalvia; Myida; Dreissenidae
Product: arrestin domain-containing protein 3-like
Exons: 8
Coding region: 1015-2409 (464 amino acids)
Biological process (GO): protein transport
Cellular component (GO): cytoplasm
Source: RefSeq, a predicted model, not a curated record